Molecule: messenger RNA, 1371 nt
Organism: Cricetulus griseus (Chinese hamster)
Lineage: Eukaryota; Metazoa; Chordata; Mammalia; Rodentia; Cricetidae
Source: RefSeq, a predicted model, not a curated record
AUGGCCUUCAUCACUGUUGCCAUUGCUCUUUUCUUGCUGGUGGCUCUUCUGGGCCUGUGGGAACUGAGCACAGGGUCCGCAGGGCUUGAGGCCACCUAUGCAGGGGUAAAUGACUCAGGGGAAUCAGGACUGCUGCAGACACAAGCCGGAAGCCCAGCAGCCAGGCCUCCCUUGGCUAUCCCCAUCCAUGGAGCUGCUGGCGCCUUCCCAGCUUGCCUAGCCUCACUGGAUUCUGCUCCUCAUAAGCAGAGAAGUCAGCCCUUGGCAGCCCUGACCAAAGACUGGUUCUCAGCAUCUCUCCACCGGGAGCUGUACGAGUCAGCGCGCAUCUGCGGGGCGCUGAGCGUGGUCCUGCCUGCCCUGAUGCUGCGCCGCCUGCGGAGAGGGAGCCUGUCCGUACGCUCACUCUUGCCUGGGCCACCGCUGCAGCCUCCCCCACCCGCCCCUGUGCUCCUAUACGACCAGGGUAGUGGCCGAUCCAGGCAUGGAGAAGCAGAGGCCGAAGCCCCAGAGUGGGAAGCUGACUCGGUGCUGGGCAUUCUGCUCCAGAAGCUGCGGGAAGAAGGCUACCUGUCCUACUACCUACAGGGUGGUUUCAGCAAAUUCCAGGCCGAGUGUCCUCACCUUUGUGAAACCAGCUUCAGUGGUUGUGCUGGAUCAAGCCUGGCCGCAUUGCCUAGCCCAGUGCCUGUGGUGGGGCUAGGUGGCCUGUGCUUGGGCUCUGAUACCUCUGAUGCAGAGUCUGAGGCCGACCGUGACUCCAUGAGCUGUGGCCUAGAUUCGGAGAGUACCACAUCCCCUCCAGCUGGGCUGCUACCACCGUUCCCAGUCCAGAUCCUGCCCAAUCUCUACCUAGGCAGUGCCCGAGAUUCAGCCAACUUAGAGAGCCUAGCCAAGCUUGGCAUCCGCUAUAUUCUCAAUGUCACCCCCAACCUACCUAACCUCUUUGAGAAGAAUGGUGACUUCCACUACAAGCAAAUCCCCAUCUCUGACCACUGGAGCCAGAAUCUGUCCCAGUUCUUUCCAGAGGCCAUUGCAUUCAUUGAUGAGGCCUUGUCCCAGAACUGUGGGGUGCUCGUCCACUGCCUGGCAGGAGUCAGCCGCUCUGUCACUGUCACCGUGGCCUACCUCAUGCAGAAGCUCCACCUCUCACUCAAUGAUGCCUACGACUUGGUCAAGCGGAAGAAGUCUAACAUCUCGCCCAACUUCAACUUCAUGGGCCAGCUGCUAGACUUUGAGCGAAGCCUGCGCCUGGAGGAGAGGCGCUCUGGGGGACAGGGCAGUGGGGGACCAGAGUCCACUGUCUCAGACCCACCUUCUUUCUUUACUACCCCUACCAGCGAUGGGGUCUUUGAGCUGGACCCCACAUAA